Pieris macdunnoughi is the source of this 1023-nucleotide messenger RNA. NCBI's taxonomy places the organism in Eukaryota, Metazoa, Arthropoda, Insecta, Lepidoptera, Pieridae. The record is from the annotation of a GenBank genome assembly.
AUGUCAAAUGUCUUGGAGAUUUUAAUUUUUGCCUCGGAGAAAGCGGCGCGGAUAGCUCGGUCUUGUGCCAGUAAUAACAACUCGAUUUUAAUAGCUGAGAAAAGCAAUGAUGCUAAUCCCCGAUUUGAUAAAGAUUUCAAAACUAUUGCUGAUGUAUUAGCCCAAGAAGCGGCCAAAUCAUUGAUAGUGUCAUAUAUACCUGAGCUUAAGGAUUAUGUACGGGGUGAAGAAUGCUCAGACAUAGGUGGUGUGACAAUUUCCUUGAAAGAAACCUUACAAGGAACAAUUGAUUUACUUAAAAUAAUUUUACCUGAAGAGACAGCUAAAUGUAUGGCUGAAGCAGCUCACAGUGAUAUAGAAAAUAUGGAAUGUGGAACUACUCCUAAUCUUGGACCAAUUGACUAUUCAGAUUUAGGAGUCUGGAUUGAUCCAAUUGAUGGUACAGCAGAGUUUAUUGCUGGAGUCCGUGGAGAAGCUAAACCCGGUCAUGGUCUUCAGUGUGUCACAGUUCUUAUAGGGGCAUAUAAAAGAUCUACUGGAGAGCCUGUUGUUGGUGUAAUUAAUCAGCCAUUUUACAAUGGUGGCUCAGGAAGGGUUAUUUGGGGCAUAAAUUAUGGUGACAUUAAAUUAUGUUCUCACGAAAAAAGUACUUCUUCACCAAGAAAAAUAAUUUUAAUGAGUAGUGCUGAAAACGAAAAUGUAAUAAACAAGUUUCAGGAUUUAGGUUGGGAAAUACAAUCUGUACCAGGAGCAGGUCAUAAGCUGCUCAAACUUGCUUUAGGUGAAGCCACAGCAUACAUUGUUUCAAAAGGAACAACAUUCAGAUGGGACACAUGUGGACCACAUAGCAUUUUAUCAUCAUUGGGAGGUGACAUAAUAAACUUCACAGAUUUUUCUCUUGUAAAAUAUAAUGAUCCUGAUAAUUUGGAUACCCAAAUGUACUGCAAUAAGCAUGGAAUUAUAGCAUUUUUAAAUCAACAUGUAUUUGAAGAAAUACAACAAGUUUUAAAAGAAUUUGUCUAA